UGGUUGUUGUUAUAAUUACACAAAAUGUCUUCAUUUUUUGUUUGUUUGUAUUGUUCUCCACCUGACCGAAAAGCUGUCAUUGUUUUGAACGUGUUAGUUUAAGAACGGUAGCCCCUCCCUUUUUUUAUUUCUUCUUUUAUGGUUUUGUCUUUAAAAUGUUUGCGUCCCUUAGGCCCUCCCCUUUUGUCAUGUUGUCCUGCGGGAGAGGACUUGGAGCGGGCAGCUUGUAAAACGAUUGCUUUUCUCUUUAAUGUUUUCGUCAGAAUAAAUCGAAGAAAGCCAAACCGAGUCACGGCCUGACUAAUUACCAAUAACCAGCACAACGCAGAAGGGAACCGGUUACACUUGGUGCCGUCUGACCCGCUGCAACGUCGAAUCUCCACUGCUGAAGCUGCUGCUACGUUGUGCCUUUCCCGCCUUUGACGUCUUGCUCCGCCUUUGCCCUGCGCUUUGACUGGCAGGCGCUGGCGCGCUGUAUCCUAGCAACGAAGUAACUGUUUCUGUUGGUCUUCUUUUUUUGUGCACCUCGUUUUAUACAAGGGAAGAGGGGAAAUAAGUGAAGAAUAAUUAGAAACGUUUUUUUUAUUUUGUAAAAGUUAAUAAAAACAAUCCUAAAACAGUACAUGAUCAACAAAUAAUAAUAAUAUUAAUUAUAAAAAAAAAAAAGUAAAGACAUGAAACCAGUCUGAUUAUUACCCUUUACCUGUAGAUAAGGCUGGUUGUUUUUUUCUUUUUUUUGUUUCUUUUGCUGACUGUUGCAUCUGAGUUCUUGUGUGACUGAUUUGUUUUUACACUGUUGGGUAUCUGCACUUUAUUUUUGACAUCACUUCUUUUUGAUCCACUGUUAUUUUCCAUAGCUUUUGUCUGUUAUUGUUUGAUGAAAUGUCUGACACUGAGGUACCUUUUAAAGGUGAUGAAGUGGACCGGAAGGUCACUUUUAGUUUGGGGAGGGGCCAACAUUACAUGUCAUUUGGAAGGGGUAGACCUAUGCCUUUUAGUCCAUAUGAAUUUUCUGUUGAUCAGCUUGGGAUGAACCCCCCACCUGUCCCUGCUGCUGCUUCUACACCCAUUGACAAAGCAAGGUCUGACCCUACCCAACUUGUUUCUACUGAGGCUCUCAGUGGGGUGAUUGCUGAUCUGGCUAAGCAGAUUGGGGACGCCAUUACGACGAAUCUCAAUGGACUAAACCCACAAAGUCAGUCACAGUCUCAGAUUGCUGACAGCCAACCCAGCGACCUGACCGAUCAGUCACAAAUGAGGUUUGUUGUUCAGUCUGAUAUUAGAGCACCUCCAUAUUUUAAAGGUGACCACACUGACACCUUCUCCAUCCAGGAAUGGGAGGGUUUGAUGAGAUGCUAUCUGUCAAGGAUGAGAUGUGUGGACCCUGUAGAAAUGUGUGAGAUCAUCACAUCCAGACUUAUUAGGAAAGCCAGAGAUGUGGUUCAGGUGUCGCUUCGUUGCCAGCCCCAGUCAUGUAGUGACAAGUUGGUUUCUACUGUUUUCGAUAUUUUGAAACGCAACUUUGGUGAGCUGAUCUUCUCCAGUUUGCCAAUGAGAGACUUCUAUAACAUCCUGCCAGCUGAUGGAGAGACAGCCAUGGACUACUGGAUUCGACUGAACAAGUCUAUUGAAGCGGCUGAUGAGUGUUUGCGUAGGAGGGGGAAGCAGGUGGAGGAUCCAGGAGCUGAAGUUGUUACAAUGUUCAUCAACCAUUGUCCUGAUCCUGGUCUAGCUCUUUCCUUCCAGCUGAAACCUGUGGAGGAGUGGACUACUGCUGAGGUCCAGAGCCGCCUUGAUAACCGUGUUGCAAGUCUUAGGAAGCCGAUGGUCACUACAAAGAGGACUCUUGGUUCGUCUGCGGGCCCUGUUCUCUCCUGUCAUCCUCAGCUUGGUGCUCAAACGCCUAGUGCUGCGUUGUCAGCUGAUGCUACACCAUUUGCUGUCCGUUUUCCCCAAGCUUCUUUGGCAUGUGAUCAUUCCUCAGCUUCAGGGCCCUUGAAUCAGCAGCCACAGCAGCAUGUUGCUCCACAUUCUACAUCCUUUCAGAAUACAGGUCCACCCCAGCCACCUUUUUCCUCCAGUUCAGGAGUUGAACCGCCUCCUCAGAUGACAGAGAUGUUCGAUAAAGUUCUGUCUCUGUGUGCAGCUUCUCUUGCUACAAAACAAAGUGGUCAACAUGUGAGGAGUUACACACGUGGUUCUAAACGUCCUCAGCAUGCACCAUGCAGGGUUUGUUGCUCAGAGGAGCAUACCACACACUCACACUGCAGAUUGUUCAGACUGUGUCUCAACUGCUUCGGCUCAGGGCACAUUAAAAGGGAUUGUCCUCAGCCUGCUCAUCACACACCGCAGCUGUCCUCCCAGUAUCCUAAUUUAAACUAGAGAGCCCGUGUGAUGAGAGGGGAAGCAUGGGCAGAGUGGAUAAUACCCUCAC
Cyprinodon tularosa is the source of this 2434-nucleotide messenger RNA. RefSeq lists its product as uncharacterized. Bases 883 to 2382 code for a protein of 499 amino acids. Lineage: Eukaryota; Metazoa; Chordata; Actinopteri; Cyprinodontiformes; Cyprinodontidae. The transcript has 3 exons. Gene Ontology annotation, molecular function: nucleic acid binding; zinc ion binding. The record is from RefSeq and is a predicted model, not a curated record.